Aspergillus ibericus CBS 121593 is the source of this 1461-nucleotide messenger RNA. Its product is annotated as trans-2-enoyl-CoA reductase (NADPH) TSC13. Gene Ontology annotation, molecular function: oxidoreductase activity, acting on the CH-CH group of donors. NCBI's taxonomy places the organism in Eukaryota, Fungi, Ascomycota, Eurotiomycetes, Eurotiales, Aspergillaceae. Gene Ontology annotation, biological process: very long-chain fatty acid biosynthetic process. The transcript has 3 exons. The record is from RefSeq and is a predicted model, not a curated record. Bases 165 to 1094 code for a protein of 309 amino acids.
CAACAACUCUCUUCCGCUGACCGGAACCUUCUGCGCCAUCUCCUUCACAGUUCUCACGAACCCUUGCACUGUGCUCUUACAUCAGCUCACGUGGUGUAAUCCUCAGACAAUUACCCGUCUGUCUGCCGAAUCAUCACGAGCCCGUGUAAAUCCAGCACUUCCCAAUGGCGUCCCUCACAUUAGUUGUUGAGCCCCGGGGCAAACCUAUCAAGAAGCUCCCCAAGCAAGUCCAAGUUUCCCCCGAUGCCUCGACUGCCGAAAUCUACAACAAGCUCGCGGAAGCCUCGGGCUUCUCCAUCCACCGUCUCAGAAUCACCAAGGGCAGCGACCGCACCGUAGUCCCCAACUCCAAGGACUCGACCGUCGACGGAACCGGCCUGAAGGAGAAGAGCGUCCUGCACGUUAAAGAUCUAGGCCCCCAGCUCGGAUGGCGCACCGUCUACAUCAUCGAAUACCUCGGACCACUCUUCAUCCCAGCCCUCUUCCUCUUCCCCCUCCGCCCAUAUGUCUACUUCAACUUCGACCAGCCACUGCCCGAACCAUCCUUCUUCCAGCUCCUGGUCUGCGCCCUGCUCACCAUCCACUUCAUUAAACGCGAAUACGAAACCAUCUUCGUCCACCGCUUCAGCAAUGCCACCAUGCCCGCCCGCAACAUUAUCAAGAACAGCGGCCACUACUGGGUCCUAGCCGGCCUCAACAUCGCCUACUGGGUCUUCCGUCCCGACUCCCCCGCCACCACCAACCAGGACGCCUUCCUCCUCUAUAGCGGCCUGGCCCUCUUCAUCUUCGGUGAACUGGCCAACCUCAACGCCCACCUGAUACUACGCGACCUCCGUCGCCCCGGUACCACGGAGCGAGGCAUUCCCUCCGGAUUCGGGUUCAAGGCCGUCACCUGCCCCAACUACUUCUUCGAGGUCGUCAGCUGGGUGGGCGUCUACCUGCUGAGUGGAAUGAGCUGGAGCGUUCUCCUGUUCAUCGUCGUCGGAACCGCCCAGAUGGCCAUCUGGGCGAAGAAGAAGGAGCGUCGCUACCGUAAGGAAUUCGGCGACAAGUACAAGCGUAAGCGCUUCGUUAUCCUGCCCGGUCUGUACUAGAUCAACAACCAGCAGCCAGCAGCCAGCAACCAGCAGCCAGCAUGGUAGUGAAAUAGCUAUGCUGGAUGCGACCGCAUCGCGCAUACGUGUCUUGGCAGGUGACAGCCAAGUAGAUACCACGGGAACCUUGCAUUAGCCUCAAAAGUCAGUGUUGAGGUGAGAGGUCAUUGGUAUUACGGGGGAAUUUUCUUUGCAUGACAGUUGUUCUUCGCAUGUAACCUAUUACUACUAUUAUUAUUAUAGAUUCUAGUUUGUUUUAUAGUUUCACGAGAGUCAUGCGCAGUUUAUUUUUACGCGAAGAAUAAUUCAAGUCAAGACCAUGUUAACGCAAUUGAUACAUGCAGCAUCCAUCCAUCCAUCGAUAGCC